AUGACAGUAACAUUCAACCUAUUACAUACAACAUUGAUAAUCAAUGUUUUGUCUAUUGUAAUUGCUAGAACCACUCUCACUAAAGCAUUCUCAACCUUUCAAAAAUUAUCUUUUAAAAAAUCAAUCUUAGAAAUUAAUAAUAAUAAUAAUAGUUGUAAUAAUAAUAAUAAUAAUAAUAAUAAUAAUAAUAAUAAUAAUAAUAAUAAUAAUAAUAAUAAUAAUAAUAAUAAUAAUUGUAAUAGUAGUAGUAGUAGUUGUAAUAAUAAUAAUAAUAUCGAUAAUAGUAAUAGUACAAAUAGAAAAUUACCAAAUUAUAUUAUUUAUAAUAUUAUAUCUAUGGUUUGGAGUUUAAGAGAUCGUUGUACUUGUAUUUAUGAUACAAAUGUAUUAGAGAGAAAUCAAUUGAUGAUUAGGAUUGAUGAAUCAUUUAUUGAAUCAUUCCAUGCAAUCAAGAAUCAAUUUGGUCAAGAAGUGUAUACCCAAAAACCAGCUGAUACUUGCAUGUUAAAGAAUAACAUUCGAUCCAUCUCUUCAGCUCAUUAUGAAGCCAGUCACAUUGUUUACCAAAGAGGAGAGAUUGGCAAUCACCAAGAUCAAUUAGAUGCUCUCAACUACCCACCCACUGCCAUAGUUGGUAGACUCGCACAUUUAACCAAACUGGAUAUACGUAGUGUUCGAACAGGUCGCACAACCAUGGAACAGAAUCAACUUGCCAAGGUACUAAAAGGUAAACCAAUCACCAAACUCUACUACCACCAGAGUAUGACAAGUUCAUACCUCGAACUUUCAGAUGAUGUCAAACAAUCACUACGAUGCAUUUUAAUCGACCCCAAACAAUCUAAUAUUCUCGAUCAUUUUCCAAAUGUCACUCAACUUCACCUUCAUCCAGAGUACUCUGCAGAGUAUAAAGAAGAAUUCAAGUUUCCAGACAGAGUCAAAAAGAUAACAUGCUCCAACUUUGAAAGUGCAAGACAACUUGUCAAACUCAACACUUGUCUUGACACUUUUAAAUAUUAUCACAAGGAUGGAUACAAUAUCCUUCUUUUCCUAAAUGAACUUUCAAAAGAUUAG
Cavenderia fasciculata is the source of this 1071-nucleotide messenger RNA. RefSeq lists its product as uncharacterized. Lineage: Eukaryota; Evosea; Eumycetozoa; Acytosteliales; Cavenderiaceae. The transcript has 4 exons. The coding region runs from base 1 to 1071 and encodes 356 amino acids. The record is from RefSeq and is a predicted model, not a curated record.